CGCGCCCAGACAGCCUGGUAAUGGCUGCGCCCGAAGGGUCGCUGCGAAAACGGAAGGUCGGAGAUGCGGAUCAGGGUCCAGCGUCGCCACCCGCUCCGGCUGGAGAUCCUGAGGCCUCUCCAGCUCGGCUGCGCACGGGCACCUUCUGGCUGACCAGGGUCGUGCUCCUGCGGGCCCUCGCUUUCAUUUACUUUGUGGCCUUCUUGGUGGCAUUCAAUCAGAACAAGGCCCUCAUUGGUGACCAGGGCCUGCUGCCCUGCAGAUUGUACCUGAAGAAUGUCCAGCAGUACUUCCAGGGCAAGACCGGCUGGGCUGCUUGGAGCUAUACUCCAACUAUUAUGUGGCUGUUGGACUGGUCAAACAUGAACUUCAACCUGGACCUCCUUGCUGUCCUCGGGCUGGGCCUCUCAUCCUUUGUCCUGGUGACCGGCUGUGCCAACAUGAUACUCAUGGCUGCCCUCUGGGUCCUCUACAUGUCCCUGGUCAACGUAGGGCAGAUCUGGUAUUCUUUUGGUAAGUGACAAUCAUGCAGAAAAAACUCUGCGAGGGCUUGCCUUGUGUGUUGG
Messenger RNA from Psammomys obesus (fat sand rat), 566 nucleotides. Its product is annotated as lipase maturation factor 1-like. Gene Ontology annotation, cellular component: endoplasmic reticulum membrane. The record is from RefSeq and is a predicted model, not a curated record. The transcript is spliced from 3 exons. NCBI's taxonomy places the organism in Eukaryota, Metazoa, Chordata, Mammalia, Rodentia, Muridae. Bases 21 to 521 code for a protein of 166 amino acids. Gene Ontology annotation, biological process: protein maturation.